CGGUCCCUCUGCUCGGGCUGGAUGAACAUUUAGUUGUAGGUCGGCCUACAGUGGACCUCUGGUUUGUUUAGGACUAGUGGCGACACGUCGAAGUGUGCACGGACGUAAUAUUCCCACGCUGUACUUGUUCAAACUAGUCAGCAAUAAACUCCAGAUGUUUUGAAUGUGGCAAAUGUUUCGAAACACAAGAAGACAUCCCGUGAAAGAAACGCACGAGGUGCACAGCAGAGGUUUGAGACGGGUAACAGUCACGCGCGCGCACACACACACCUGUGUUUCCCCCCGACGGUGAAACCAGUGACGUGACGUCACACCUGAAAGGGCCGCGGCUCUCUCGCUGAACAAGUCCGGAGGCCGGUUUUUCUGGAUGAGCCCAAAGCAUUUCCCGCCUUCCAUCUCCCGAAGACAGCCGGCGGUUAAUUAAGAGCCGACACCCGGAAACACGCGCUCACUGUCUGCGGGGCGACGUCGGCGCGGGACGCAAACUCAACAGAUCUGAGACCAUCUAAUCAACCCAGGUGACAGGAUGGAGAACCAGAACCAGGUGCUGGAGCAGUUGCGGUCGGUGUUCCGUUCGGGCAUCACGAUACCGGCGCAGUUUCGCUUGUCUCAGCUGAACCAGCUCAUGUCCAUGAUCCAAGAGAACGAGGAGGUGAUUUUAAAAGCACUGCACCAGGACCUCGCCAAGCCAAAAUUUGAGGCCAUCAUGUCCGAGGUUGAUAUCGUGGUCAACGAGCUGCACUUCGCCAUCGCUAACUUCACAAGCUGGAUGCAGCCAGAGUAUGUCAGCAAAAACCUGGCCACAAAGCUCGAUGACUGCUUCGUUCGGAGGGAGCCGCUGGGAGUGGUGCUGAUCAUCGGGCCCUGGAACUACCCCCUCCAUCUGCUUCUCCUACCUUUGGUGUCAGCCAUUGCUGCAGGAAACUGUGCGGUCAUCAAGCCGUCAGAGGUCAGCGCCCACACGGACCGUCUGAUGGCAGAGCUCAUCCCCAAAUAUUUGUCUCAGGAGUGUUACACGGUGGUUCGUGGUGGAGCAGAGGAGACCACCAGCCUUCUGCAGCUUCGCUUUGACCACAUCUUCUACACAGGUUCUCAGGCCGUGGCACGCAUCGUCAUGCGGGCCGCCUCGGUCCACUUGACCCCGGUGACCUUGGAGCUGGGCGGCAAGUGUCCAUGCUUCAUAUACGGUAGGGUGGACAUCGCGGCCGCCGCCCGCCGCUUGGUUUGGUCAAAGUAUUUCAACGCCGGCCAGAGCUGCGUGGCGCCCGACUACGUGCUGUGCUCGCCAGCCACGAGGGACGCCCUGCUGCCGGCGCUGCGCCAGACCCUGGAGCAGUUCUACGGCAAGGAGCCCCAGAAAAGCCCCGACAUGUCCCGCAUCGUGUCAGACCGACACUGGACUCGACUGAUGGAGCUGCUCAAGAAGACCUCUGGAAAGGUCGUGGUGGGAGGAGAGAGCGACCAGGAGGACAAGUACAUUGCUCCCACAGUCUUGGUGGACGUGAACGAGGAUGACGCCCUGAUGGCGGAGGAGAUCUUCGGCCCCAUCCUGCCCAUCCUUACCGUGGAGUCUGUGGAGGAAGGCAUCGACUUGAUGAACCGCCAAGAGAAGCCGCUGGCCCUCUACGUCUUCUCCGACGAGGCCUCUGUGGUGAACACUGUUCUGGAGAGGACCAGUAGCGGAGGGUUCUGCUCCAAUGAUGGGAUCAUCCACAUGUGCCUGCCAACUCUGCCCUUCGGGGGUGUAGGGACGAGCGGCUUCGGCAGCUACCACGGCCGCUGGGGCUUCGAGACGUUCAGCCACCGGCGGGCCGUCAUGCUGCGCGGCUGGGCAUUGGAGAGACUCAACGGCCUGCGCUACCCCCCCUACCAGGAGAACAAGCUGAGCUGGCUGCGCUGGACCACCUCGGCCAAGAGCAGCUGCUCGCUCAUGUGAUGGCGUCUGCUUGUUGAAAAGAUGGCACAGUUUUAGUACCGUGCGCAUGGAUGGAUCUGAGAUGUUCAACUGGAAACCAGGUUAAUCAUACCAUCCGUAUGUUGGGAGGUUAUUGAAAAAGCCAUAUUUUGUAUCUACAGUGCUUUUAAGAAUGUGUCCUAUUCUGUCCCACCUUCAGCACUUUGUCAGCGCAGUGAUUUAUGAAUUGUGGUUAAUCUUCUGAUGAGGUCAUCGCCCUAUUGUUCUUAAUACCCUCAUUUCAUUCAUGUCAUUUGUCAUUUAUUUGUGUUGCUGUUUUGGUUCAUUUAUUUUAUUUUCUCGUUUGCUGCGUCGAUGCACCGGGGUUCUUGUCUAUGGCGUAAUAAUCUUCCGUGAACUACUGUAAAUACAGUCUUAUUGUCACAUC
Gasterosteus aculeatus aculeatus (three-spined stickleback) is the source of this 2342-nucleotide messenger RNA. RefSeq names its product aldehyde dehydrogenase 3 family, member B1 (gene aldh3b1). The record is from RefSeq and is a predicted model, not a curated record. Gene Ontology annotation, biological process: aldehyde metabolic process. Gene Ontology annotation, molecular function: aldehyde dehydrogenase (NAD+) activity; 3-chloroallyl aldehyde dehydrogenase activity. NCBI's taxonomy places the organism in Eukaryota, Metazoa, Chordata, Actinopteri, Perciformes, Gasterosteidae. Gene Ontology annotation, cellular component: cytoplasm.